GCUAUUUAUCACGACCACUCAUCUUUGCUUGUAAACAUUGCAUUGAUCUCAUCCAAAAUUAAGAUCGUUGACUUUAACGUUGUCUACCUCUUUUGAGUGAAAUAAAGGGACAAAAGGCCAAAACGUUUGGUUGGUCAUUUUUAUUCUAUGUUGUUUGGGCAAAUUGCAAGUUUGUAGAUCCAUUCAAAGUCCACGGUUUCAUACUUUUCUGAUAUAUCAGGAAUAGAUUGGUUUCUCAUUUUAACGUAAGGAAUUUGCAGCUGCAACUCUAAGUUUGAUGCUUUCUUUCGUGUUGGUUACUGGUUGAUGUCAAAUGGGUACUCUGUUUUAUGCGAAAUUAGAAACACAACAGAAAUACUUGUGAGGUCUUCAAGUCCAGAAUCUGAAACCUUUGGUUUAUCUCACUCAUGGGUUCAGCCAUUUGGUCACUUUUGCUAGUUGUUUUUAUUCAAAUCUAUAUCAUAGCAGCUACUACUGAUCCUGGUGAUUCUGCUGCUCUAAAAUCUCUCAUGGAUGAGUGGGAAAAAGCACCUCCCAGUUGGGUGGGCGGGGACCCUUGUGGUGAUAGCUGGGUUGGAAUUGGUUGCACUGAUUCACGUGUGACCUCAAUAACAUUGCCAAACAUGAACUUAGUAGGACGGCUGUCAGGAGACAUUUCGACCUUAUCUGAAUUACAGCAAGUGGAUCUAUCCUACAACAAUGGUCUCACAGGAUCUCUUCCAACAUCGAUUGGGAAUUUAAAGAAGCUAACAAACUUAAUCUUGGUUGGUUGUGGUUUCAAUGGUCCAAUUCCCGAUGCAAUAGGAUCUCUAUCGCAGCUGAGGUUCCUAUCCCUAAAUUCUAAUGGCUUCACUGGACGUAUUCCACCAUCCAUUGGUAAUCUAUCAAAUCUUUAUUGGUUAGAUCUGGCUGACAACCAGCUAGAGGGACCAAUUCCAGUUUCAAGUGGAUCUACACCAGGGCUUGACAUGUUGAUUAAUACCAAACACUUCCAUUUCGGGAAGAAUAAACUCUCUGACCAAAUUCCAGCUCAACUUUUCAGCUCAUCUAUGACUCUUAUACAUGUGCUAUUUGAAAGCAACAAACUUACAGGAAUUCUUCCUUCCACCCUUGGACUUGUGCGAACUCUGGAGGUGGUACGCUUUGACAACAAUUCACUAAAUGGGCGUCUUCCAUUGAAUCUCAACAAUCUUACAAGUGUUCAUGAUCUGUUUUUGUCCAACAAUAAACUGACUGGCCCUCUGCCUAACCUUACUCAAAUGAACAGUUUGAACACUUUAUACUUGAGUAAUAAUAGUUUUGACUCAGCAGACGUUCCUUCGUGGUUUCCAGCCUUGCCAGCCUUGACAACAUUAAUGAUGGAAAAUACACAACUUCGAGGUCAAAUUCCUGCCAUAUUCUUUGAGCUUCCAAAUUUGCAGACUGUGGUACUAAAAGGCAACCAACUUAAUGGUACCUUGGAUAUCGGGCAAAGCUUUAGCAACCAACUGCAAAUCAUAGAUUUGCAGAACAAUCUUAUUACUGAUUUCAAUAACAGUGUCAGACCAUACAACUUUGACAUAAUACUUGUGGGUAAUCCAGUAUGUGACGAGACAGGAACAACAAGAAGUUACUGCAAUCUUCCCCCAUCAAAUUCCUCGCCUUUGUAUUCAACCCCUUCACAGAACUGUCUGCCUGUUCCAUGCAGUUCCGGUCAAAUUUCCAGCCCCUUAUGCAGAUGUGCAUAUCCAUAUACAGGAACACUAAACUUCAGAGGCCUUUUAUUCUCAGCCUUUGGAAACUCUACUCCAUAUCAAAUACUAGAGCAAUCUUUGAUGCAUUUCUUCCAGUCCCAUCAACUUCCUGUGGAUUCUGUUUCGCUAAGUGAUCCAAGAAUGGAUCCAAAUGAAUAUUUUCUAUUGAACCUUCAUGCAUUUCCAUACGGCCAAGAGAGUUUCAAUAGAACCGGAAUUUCUAUGAUUGCAUUUGUAUUUAGCAACCAGACUUUCAAGCCUCCUGAUCAGUUGUUUGGACCUUAUUUUUUUCGUGGUGAUAAAUAUGAGCACUUUUCUGAUGACCCUGCCAACUCAAAAAAAUCUAGCAUUGCCAUCAAAAUAGGAGCAGCAGCCGGUGCUUCAGUGCUGUUUUUACUAUUAGUGCUUGCUGGGAUUUAUGCUUAUCGUCAGAAGAAGAGAGCAGAAAGAGCAACCAAAGAGAGCAAUCCUUUUGCACACUGGGAUCCUAAGAAGAGCAGUGGUAGCAUACCUCAGUUAAAAGGAGCAAGAUGCUUCUCUUUUGAAGAGCUUAAGAAAUACGCUAACAAUUUUUCAGAAGCCAAUGAUAUUGGAUCAGGGGGUUAUGGAAAGGUUUACAGAGGAACUCUACCCACAGGGGAACUUAUUGCCAUAAAACGAGCUCAACAAGGAUCUAUGCAGGGUGGGCUCGAAUUCAAAACAGAAAUUGAGCUUCUAUCAAGAGUUCAUCAUAAAAAUGUUGUCAGUCUAUUGGGAUUUUGCUUCGAACGAGGUGAACAAAUGCUAAUAUAUGAGUAUGUUCCUAAUGGCUCUCUAAGUGACAGCCUGUCAGGGAAGUCGGGAAUCCGAAUGGACUGGACCAGGCGACUUAAAAUAGCCCUUGGUGCAGCUAGAGGUCUGGCAUAUCUUCACGAGCUUGCAAAUCCUCCCAUCAUUCAUAGGGACAUCAAGUCCACUAACAUCUUAUUAGACGAACGCUUAAAUGCUAAAGUUGCUGAUUUUGGUCUCUCCAAACCUAUGGGUGACAGUGAAAAGGGUCAUGUUACCACUCAAGUUAAAGGUACAAUGGGUUAUUUGGAUCCUGAAUAUUAUAUGACCCAGCAGUUGACUGAGAAGAGUGAUGUUUAUAGCUUUGGAGUGCUGAUGUUGGAGAUAGUAACUGCAAGAAGACCAAUAGAGCGAGGGAAAUAUAUUGUAAGAGAGGUGAGAAUGGCAAUGGAUAAAACGAAAAGUUUAUAUAAUCUCCAGGAGAUUCUUGACGCAUCCAUGGGCUUCGCUGCAACACCCAAAGGCUUGGAAAAGUUUGUGGACCUAGCAAUGAGUUGUGUAGAAGAAUCAGGGGCUAACAGGCCUACAAUGGGUGAAGUGGUAAAAGAGAUUGAAAACAUUAUGCAGCUCGCUGGCAUGAAUCCCAAUGCUGAAUCAGCAUCUAGUUCAGCAACUUAUGAGGAAGCAACUAAGGGAGGUUCUCUCCAUCCAUACGGUGAUGACUCCUUUGCUUAUAGUGGGGUCUUCCCAGCCUCCAAGAUAGAGCCCCAGUGAGAGUCAUUUGGCUACUUUUCUUUUUCUUCUUAUUAUUAUUUGUUUUAUACGAGCAAUGAAGUUGGUGAGACAGCUGCUUGUGUUUUCAGCCUUGGUGACUGUCAACUUAUGUCGGAUCUUUUUGUUGUUUGUUGCACAUUAUGAUGAAACUGUCAUUAGAAUGAAUUCUUUAUAUGUUAAAAAUAGGUCAAUAGAAGAAUUGAUUGCAAAGACGCAAAAUGCUAUAGCAUAUUAUUACA
Messenger RNA from Theobroma cacao (cacao), 3514 nucleotides. Its product is annotated as leucine-rich repeat receptor protein kinase HPCA1-like. The record is from RefSeq and is a predicted model, not a curated record. NCBI's taxonomy places the organism in Eukaryota, Viridiplantae, Streptophyta, Magnoliopsida, Malvales, Malvaceae. Gene Ontology annotation, biological process: protein phosphorylation. Gene Ontology annotation, molecular function: protein kinase activity; protein binding; ATP binding.